Molecule: messenger RNA, 438 nt
Organism: Staurois parvus
Lineage: Eukaryota; Metazoa; Chordata; Amphibia; Anura; Ranidae
Source: the annotation of a GenBank genome assembly
ACCAGCAGGAGCGUGAGGAGACCUGAAAGUGGCACAUGGCAGAGUGGGAGCAAUGGGAGGCGGUACAGGGACCCAGGUCACACUGUGGGCCCAGCAGCAGCGUGACCAGGCGGUACGGGGGCCCAUGGCCGAUAUGGGGCUUGGUGGCACCUAUGGAAGGCCUGUAAUCUGCCAGCGACCUAUGACAAAAUGGACAACCGCAGGAGUGUGAGGAGAUUUCAAAGUGGCACAUGGCAGAGUGGAAGCAAUGGGAGGCCGUACAGGGACCCAGGUCACACUGUGGGCUCAGCAGCAGCCAUGAGGAGUCGGUACGGGGGCCCAUGGCAGAUUAUACAUGUCUGGCAGCAGCAAUGGGAGGCCCGUAUUCUAAAUCUGCCAGCACCCUAUGUCAAAAAAUUUAACACACCAGCAGUGUGAAGAGACCUGAAAGUGGCACAU